Molecule: messenger RNA, 1188 nt
Organism: Symbiodinium sp. CCMP2592
Lineage: Eukaryota; Dinophyceae; Suessiales; Symbiodiniaceae
Source: the annotation of a GenBank genome assembly
AUGACGUGGCGGACAUUCGAUCAAAACGCAAAGGGUCUUGCAUUGCUUGACGGUGACAGGAUUGCCAGAGGGGCACCUCCACAUACUCACUUAGUCCGACACUCCAGCCCUCACCACCCGGGUGUAUGCCAUGUGGCCUGUUCGUUGCCGAUGGAUAUCGACGAUUUUCUCAUUCAGUACGAUCUGAGCGAGGAGCAACUGGAGCUUGCGGCGAAGCUGAAAGCCGAAGCCAACUUCAGGCAGCUGCUCAAUGUGCUGGCUGACCAUGUGCUGUUCUUCAGUCGACCUAGGCCUCGACGAGCUCCAGCCUCGAAGCUGCGUGCGGAGGUCUUUGCCUGGUUCUCGGAGCUCUCGGUGGAGGACCGACUCUCUGUGCUCACCUGCCACGAUGCAGGGUGGGUCCGCACAGUGCUCAAGAUGUGCCGGCUUCGAGGAUGGCAGCCGCGGUGGGAGGGGCACUUCAAGGUGGCACCGAAGCCGGUGCCCCCCGCAGGCCGUGUGUCCAAGGCUAGUGCCUCCGGGACCGUACGACGCAACGAGGCACAAGUUCCUCGAGAUCCGAACGUCCAUUACCGACGCCCCCACAGGUUGCCAGAUGGCGAGAUUCUUGCGCCACCGGCGACGGCGGACUUUCGCGCCGCCUCUGCGGCGCUGCUGGCGGGGCUGCGCGUUGCCUUUCGGGGAUGCUGCUGUGCAUCCAUGGCCUUUGACUGGGGCGUCAUCAUGCCUGCACCCGCCACCGUCACAGACUGUGAGGCUUUCUUCUCCUUGCUGGACGAUGUCUCCCUUGGGAGGUUCCUGCGAGAGAAGGAGGAGCUUGUGCCCAAGAUGGGUGCCAGCGGAUGGCCCGAGGCACCGUGGCUGCGGCAGUGGGCCACACAUGCGCCGCUCAGCGCGCACCUGGGCUCUCGCCUGGAAGUGCUUCUCCUGCAAGCCUACGCCUCGCGCAUGCAGGCAGAGCCGAGCCUGCCACUGGCAGAGGUUUGGGCGUCGAUGCCGCCGGCGCAGCGCCGGCAGACCAUGGCACGGCUGGGUCGCUCGCUCCUGAGGCGUCUCUUCUCAGAGACGCAUCAGGCGAUGACAUCUGGAGGCUUGCCUAGUGCUUUCUGCAUGAGGGUUGUGGCCCCUCGAGGGAUUAUCUUCGCAUGCCGGAUCGACUGGCGAUCGUCCUGUUGGGAGAUGGUAUGA